Molecule: messenger RNA, 2424 nt
Organism: Paramormyrops kingsleyae
Lineage: Eukaryota; Metazoa; Chordata; Actinopteri; Osteoglossiformes; Mormyridae
Cellular component (GO): nucleus
Molecular function (GO): zinc ion binding
Source: RefSeq, a predicted model, not a curated record
GACGCGAGGCUGCCCUCGCGCAGCACUCCGCAACGGCCGCGGCGCGCGAAGCUGCCGCGUUUUGGCGGGAGGAGGUUAGCUAGCCGGCCUAACGACGCUGAACGACGGCUUUUUAAAUCUACAUUAAAGAAGAACGGUACUGAUGGAAAUAAAUUCAGGUACCAAAGAAAAGCUUGUGCCUGGUAAAUGGAAGAACCAGGGCAAGAAGGAGGCAAAGAAAACUGCAGAUAAAGAUGAAAAAGAAAGAGGGAGAUAUGGCUGUUUGAUGCUGCCUGUACAAAAAGAAAAUUAUAGUGAGGGAAAGGAGAGAGAAUUAGAUAAAGGGAAACAUAUGACAAUUACAGCCAAAGGAUUUAAGAGUAUAAAGAAUAUUAAGCAAAACAAGAAAGAAAAUGAACCUAAUGGAGAAAGGAAGGUCAUUACAGAUGGUAAAGUUUGUAAUGGAGGGGUGAAGAGGAAGCAAAAGACAGCUAGUGAGGAAGAUUUCAAAGAAGGCUGCAGAAAGACAAAUGCGAUGGGGACUGACAGAGGAGGGCUGUUGCUACAGCGGGGCAAGGCAGGCAAGAAGCAGGAGGAAAAAUGCAAGAUGCGCAGCCAUCAGGGGCUGGAAGAGAGUGGAAAGAAGGAGAAGGUUGGGGCAGAAAGGAUUGGGGGAAAGAAGGAGGGAUGCAGGCAUGUGGGCGCACAGCUCUGUGCCAGUGGGAAAAGUGCAGGGGGGAAGGGGCAGAGCCAAGCAAACCCGAGGAAGGACAAUGAUAGGAGCAGGAAGGUUCCCUGCUUCACCAAACAGAUACUUCCUGAUGCCCAGCUCCACGACCGCUUCCAGGGUUUCCUGGAUUCCUCGUUGGAACACUGCUUAGAAGAUGCCCAGAUGGUUCUGAAUGAAGUGGAGGGUUUGCAGGCAAAGGUUGAAAGCAGCCAUGACAGGUCCAAAGAGAGCAAGAAGGAAAAACUUCCCCGAGAGAGGAAAGAGGCAACUGUACAGAAACCUGAGGCAAAGAAAGAAUACAAGGACAGGCUAGAGGAGCAUACUGAAGAUCAAUGUGAGCAUGAUGACCGAUGGGUCCAGUGCAGUAUAAGCAGGUGUAAGAAGUGGAGAAAGUUGGAUAAGCAUGUAGACCUUUCAGUCCUGCCCCCAAAGUGGACCUGUGUCCAAAGCUCAGAGCCUGACUGCUACAACUGCAAUUGUCCAGAGGAAACCUGGAGCGGCAGCCAGGAUGAUGUAGUGCAUAGCAGCCUAGUUCCUGGGUCUCUGGUGUGGGCCCAGCUGCAGGGUUACCCCUGGUGGCCAGCAAUGACAGAGAGCGACCCAGACUCCAAGUCCAUAUUCUUUUUCAAUAACAUAGACAGGUUCCCAUCCAAGUACCAUGUGACAUUCUUUGGAGACCCAGUCACACGUGCUUGGGUGCCUUCCUGUAAAGUGAAGUCCUUUGAGACAUUCUCUGAGACAACGGCUCUGAAAAUGGGGAAAAGUUUCAAGAAGAAGCUCCAUGAAGCCAUUAGAAUGGCUAAGCAUGCCCAGGAUCUCUCCCUGAAGAGUCGACUAUCACGUUUUGGAUUCAAGAGCCGCUACACAGUGGACAGGGAUACUUCCAAGGAAGAUAAUGAAAUUUCAGAACUAAUGCAGAUUUUUGAGCAUCUAGAAGAGAGGAAACAGGUUUGGGGUAACAAGGGGCAUAUUGGUAGGACUAGAAGGAAUAUCAAGAAAAAGACAUCCAAAGAGCAUGUCACUGUUCCCCAUGGGGAACCACUGGAACAGGGCGCAGGAGGGGGAGCAGAGGAAGGGAAGGAGAAAGCCCCAAUUUCCUCAGUUCCCAGACCGGAUGCACACAGGAAAGAACCGCAGACUAUUUUCAGGGACCAGACUGUCCCAGAAAUACCUGUAGGUGGAGGAAGAGGAGAGAAGGAAAGUCAGAAGCUGGUGAGUCUGGAUGGAGAGAAAACACUGAGAAAGGAAGUUACUGAGAAAAAGGGUGCCGGCUGGGAGAUGAAAGAAAAGAAAGGAGGGAUUACAGCAAAGAAAUUGUGCAGUCAGAGAGUGAAGUUGGAGGAGAGUGCGGAGGACCUCGUACAGGAAGACAUGGAGAUCCUGAGCUAUCAGGACAUUUUCAAACAGGCAGAGAAGGAUGAAAAAUAUUCCUUCACGUUCUUUGAGGAGGAGUAAUUUAAUAUGCUCCUUUAUUUAAACAUUUCCUAAAGAUGCAAACACCUAAAGAAAUUUUAUUAAAGUGACACAUUUUCACCAAUGAUAUAAACUAAACAUUUAUCUCAACUUACUUGUUUGUAAUAGUGCUAGUUAUAUUUAAAUUUAAAACGAUCUGGGGUCAGAAGUUUUGUUUUCAGAGAUGGAGUACUUAAUUCAUUGAAAUCUUUGUAUUUGCAGUAUUUGGCGUUGAGUUAUUUAAUAUUAAACAGUCUAAACCA